This is a messenger RNA of Coregonus sp. 'balchen', 6496 nucleotides long. The record is from the annotation of a GenBank genome assembly. Lineage: Eukaryota; Metazoa; Chordata; Actinopteri; Salmoniformes; Salmonidae.
AUGAGACGGGAGGACUUUGACGGCUACAAGAACCCCAACAGAAACCUGCAGAUCCAGCUCAACACUGACGGGCCUAUUAAGUACAUAGAGGUCCUGGGAGGGGACAUGUUGUCUCAGAGUCAGUCCUUCAGGUCCUGUCUCUCUCCCAUGUCAGAGUUCAGUGAUUUCACCUUCGUUAAGCCCAGCAGCACCACUGACUUUAAGGAGAUGAUCAAUGUCCUAGAUGCAUCUUUACCCGACAGCACCUGGACCUUUGAGAGCCAGCAGGUGAGAAGUGACGUAUAAUGUAUUAUGAUGAUUAAGUUUAUCGAAUGUAGGCUGUUUUAUGACGUAGUAUCAACAUACAGUUUUGUGUUGUAACAUUACACAAAUCAAAGCUUGAUGUUUUGGCAGUAUUUUCAUGACUCUGUAUCUAACAGCCUCCAAUCUGUGAAUAAAUGUACCACUGACAUUUGUGUUCAGUUGUUAUAAUUUAAGCAAUAGGUUAUUUAUUCAGUUGAAAAUAACACAUUUUCAGUAUUCAUCAAAAUGGUGCAAUGGUUCCCUUUAGUUCAAUCCAGAUUAUCUUGUAAUAAUUUAGCAUUCGACAUUGGCUACUGGUAAUGACUAAAAUCCAUACUCGUACAGUUUGAAUGAUUUCAAAAUAUCCUCUGAGGUAGUUUAUCCUGUUGGUUGUAAUCCUUAGAGACCUUAUAAUCUAUAUUAUUACUGUAGUGGGUGUUUUGCGUGAUUCUGUGCCUAUCUGACUGGCUAGUGGACGACUGAGGGUUUCUGCACCAUUGACAGCGACAUUCCCGUUGAAUCAACUUUGUGGUUUUGUGUGCGCGAUGACAUACAGUACCAGUCAAAAGUUUGGACACACCUACUCAUUCAAGGGUUUUUCUUUAUUUUUUACUAUUUUCUACAUUGUAGAAUAAUAGUGCAGACAUUAAAACUAUGAAAUAACACAUAUGGAAUCAUGUAGUAACAAAAAAAGUAUUAAACAAAUCAAAUAUAUUUUAUAUUCUUCAAAGUAGCCACCCUUUGCCUUGAUGACAGCUUUGCACACUCUUGGCAUUCUCUCAACCAACUUCACCUGGAAUGCUUUUCCAACAGUCUUGAAGGAGUUCCCACAUAUGCUGUGCACUUGUUGGCUGCUUUUCCUUCACUCUGCGGUCCAACUCAUCCCAAACCAUCUCAAUUGGGUUGAGGUCGGGUGAUUGUGGAGGCCAGGUCAUCUGAUUCAGCACUCCAUCACUCUCCUUCUUGGUCAAAUAGCCCUUACACAGCCUGGAGGUAUGUUGGGUCAUUGUUCUGUUGAAAAACAAAUGAUAGUCCCACUAAGCGCAAACCAGAUGGGAUGGCGUAUCGCUGCAGAAUGAUGUGGUAGCCAUGCUGGUUAAGUGUGCCUUUUGAGUUCUAAAUAAAUCACAGACAGUGUCACCAGCAAAGCAUCCCCACACCAUCACACCUUCACUGUGGGAACCACACAUGAGGAGAUCAUCCAUUCACCUACUCUGCAUCUCACAAAGACACGGCGGUCGGAACCAAAAAUCUCAAAUUUAGACUCAUCAGACCAAAGGACAGAUUUCCACCGGUCUAAUGUCCAUUGCUCAUGUUUCUUGGCCCAAGAAAGUCUCUUCUUAUUAUUGGUGUCCUUUAGUAGUGGAUUCUUUGCAGCAAUUCGACCAUGAAAGCCUGAUUCACACAGUCCCCUCUGAACAGUUGAUGUUGAGAUGUGUCUGUUACUUGAACUCUGUGAAGCAUUUAUUUGGGCUGCAAUUUCUGAGGCUGGUAACUCUAAUGAACGUAUUCUCUACAGCAGAGGUAACUCUGGGUCUUCCUUUCCUGUGGCAGUCCUCAUGAGAGCCAGUUUCAUCAUAGCGCUUGAUGGUUUUUGUGACUGCACUUGAAGACACUUUAAAAAGUCUAGAAAUUUUCCGGAUUAACUGACCUUCAUGUCUUAAAGUAAUGAUGGACUGUCGUUUCUCUUUGCUUAUUUUUUUAUUUUUUAUUUAACCAGGUAAGCCAGUUGAGAACAAGUUCUCAUUUACAACUGCAACCUGGCCAAGAUAAAGCAAAGCAGUGCGAUAAAAACAACAACACAGAGUUACAUAUGGGGUAAAAAAACAUAAAGUAAAAAAAUACAACAGAAAAUAUAUAUACAGUGUGUGCAAAUGUAGCAAGUUAUGGAGGUAAGGCAAUAAAUAGGCUAUGGUGCAAAAUAAUUACAAUUAGUAUUAACACUGGAAAGCUAGAUGUGCAAGAGAUUAUGUGCAAAUAGAGAUACUGGGGUGCAAAAUAGCAAAAUAAAUAACAAUAUAGGGAUGAGGUAGUUGGGUGGGCAAAUUUCAGAUGGGCUGUGUACAGGUGCAGUGAUCGGUAAGGUGCUCUGACAACUGAUGCUUAAAGUUAGUGAGGGAGAUAAGAGUCUCCAGCUUCAGAGAUUUUUGCAAUUCGUUCCAGUCAUUGGCAGCAGAGAACUGGAAGGAAUGGCGGCCAAAGGAGGUGUUGGCUUUGGGAAUGACCAGUGAGAUAUACCUGCUGGAGCGCAGACUACGGGUGGGUGCUGCUAUGGUGACCAAUGAGCUAAGAUAAGGCGGGGAUUUGCCUAGCAGUGAUUUAUAGAUGGCCUGGAGCCAGUGGGUUUGACGACGAACAUGUAGUGAGGACCAGCCAACAAGAGCAUACAGGUCACAGUGGUGGGUAGUGUAUGGGGCUUUGGAGACAAAACGGAUGGCACUGUGAUAGACUACAUCCAAUUUGCUGAGUAGAGUGUUGGAGGCUAUUUUGUAAAUGACAUCGCCAAAGUCAAGGAUCGGCAGGAUAGUCAGUUUUACAAGGGCAUGUUUGGCAGCAUGAGUGAAGGAGGCUUUGUUGCAAAAUAGGAAGCCGAUUCUAGAUUUAACUUUGGAUUGGAGAUUCUUAAUGUGAGUCUGGAAGGAGAGUUUAUUUGAGCUGUUCUUGCCAUAAUAUGGACUUGGUCUUUUACCAAAUAGGGCUAUCUUCUGUAUACCAACCCUACCUUGUCACAACACAACUGAUUGGCUCAAAUGCAUUAAGAAGGAAAGAAAUUCCAUAAAUUUACUUUUAACAAGGCACACCUCGUAAUUGAAAUGCAUUCCAGGUGAAUAACUUAUGAAGCUGGUUGAGAGAAUGCUAAGAAUGUGCAAAGCUGUCAUCAAGGCAAAGGGUGGCUACUUUGAAGAAUCUCAAAUAUAAAAUAUAUUUUGAUUUGUUUAACACUUUUUUGGUUACUACAUGAUUCCAUAUGUGUUAUUACAUAGUUUUGAUGUCUGCACUAUUAUUCUACAAUGUAGAAAAUAGUACAACUAAAGAAAAACCCUGGAAUGAGUAGGUGUGUCCAAACUUUUGACUUUUACGCUAUAUAUAUAUUUUUCAGACUAAUUGCAUCUCAGUCAAUAUUUUAUGUGAAGAAAAAGGUGUAUAACGGUAUUUUAAAAAAACGCGUCUCGAUCCACGGGGCUCUAUUAGAAUGGCAAUGUUUUGAAUGUUAGAAUGUCUGUGCACAAUGGAAGAAUAUGCUUUUUUUUAAAUCCUUGUUUACAUGUUUACACAUUAUUCUCUAUACUUCUGGCUGCCGUUCAUAUUUUUUCACAUCAAUAUGGACAGUAUGUUAUGUUGGAAAAUACAGUUACAUUCUCCCUUCUCCCUGUGUGUUGUGAGAGAUAGGGUACUUAUAGAGGCAGGCUGCUGUGGCUUUAAGGAGUCUGUUCUGUUGGUCUGUUAUUGGAUGGUGGAUAUGUGCGCUGUGCACCAAUAGCAUGCAGAACUGUACAAAGAGAUCUACUCCCUCCCCCCAGCCUCAGCACCGUAACCCUUACAAUACUCAGAGCUGGAGGAGAUAGAGGGAUGCGCUCACACAGACGAAUAUAUAAUGUAAUUUAAACACAUUAUCCUCUCCGAUAUCCAAACUUUUGAAUAAUGCUAAAUGGAAUAUUUAUUCUGGAGAUGUAUUUUGAUAUGAAGUUCUUCGUUCUGGACAGUGUUUCAAUAGAAAUUGUGUUAUAACGGAUCAGGGAUGACAAAGACAAUGGGAUACCGAGACUGGAGAUGGCUGGCUCUUUGGUGGCAUCAUUUCUUUCUCUUGUGGAGUACAAUAGACGGACAGACUCGCUACACCAUCCCGGAGGAACUGAAACAGGGCUCUGUGGUAGGAAAUCUAGCCAAAGAUCUGGGUUUGGGACUCUCUGAGAUUACUGACCGUAAGCUACGUGUCGCCUCUGAAGCUGGUAAGCAGUAUUUCAGUGUGGAUGUGGGGAAGGGCGAGCUGGUCGUGAAUGAGAGAAUAGACAGAGAGACUUUAUGCAGACAAAGCGCCAGCUGCGUUUUACCUCUGCAGGUUGUCAUUGAGAACCCGUUACAGUUGCACCGUAUUGAGGUGGAAAUACGAGACAUAAAUGACAAUUCUCCUAAUUUCUUAACAAAAGCUCGAGUUCUGAAAAUGGCUGAAUUGACAGCUGUAGGCGCGCGUUUUCCUAUGGAAAGCGCGGAGGACCACGACGUGGGAAGCAAUUCACUUAAGUCCUACAUUCUUAGUAAAGACGAAUGUUUCAGUUUAAAAGUUAAAGAAAUUGAAGGUGGACGAAAAAUCCCAGAGCUAGUGUUAGAGAAGCCGCUGGACAGAGAGACAAAAGCUGUCCAUGAGCUAUUAUUGACGGCUCUAGAUGGAGGCACUCCCGCUAGGUCUGGAACUUCAAAGAUCACGGUCAAUGUCCUUGAUAAUAACGACAAUAGUCCCGUAUUUCAGAAAGCUGUAUAUAAAGUAAGGGUUAAUGAAAAUAGCGAAAAGGGCACUUCCUUGAUUAAGCUUGAAGCUACUGACUCAGACGAGGGUGUCAACGGAGAGAUAGAAUAUUCAUUCGGCGAGCAUACACUAGAGUCGGUGUUAUCGGUGUUUGAUAUUGAUGCAGUAACGGGGGAAAUGUUUCUAAGAGGGGAAUUAGAUUAUGAAAGUGCAGCUUCUUAUCGUAUAGACAUUACUGCUGUAGACAAAGGCAUCCCAGAAAUGGAGGGACACUGUCGCAUACAGGUAGAAGUAAUAGACGUGAAUGACAAUGCUCCCGAAAUUGUCCUCACCUCCAAACCUAGUCCAGUGCGCGAGGACGCACCCAGUGGCACGGUAGUGGCAUUGAUCAGUGCCCGUGACCUAGACUCCGGGAAUAACGGUAAAGUAACGUUACAUCUUCCAAAAGGCCAUCCUCUCAGUCUGAAACCGUCCUUUUCUGAUAAUUACGCACUGGUCACCAGUGGUGUUUUAGACCGAGAGAGCUUCUCAGAGUAUAAUAUUGUGAUAACAGCCACUGAUUCGGGCUCCCCUCCCCUGACUACUAAGAAAACUAUAUCAGUCAGUAUCAUUGAUGUCAACGACAACCCCCCUAAAUUCAGCCAUACUUCCUAUAAUGUAUAUUUAAAAGAGAAUGGACUACCAGGCUCCAUACUAUCCUCAGUUUCUGCAUCUGACCUGGAUUUUGGGAAUAAUGCCAAGAUCUCCUACUCCAUCCUAGAUUCGAAAGUGCAGGACGUCUCUGUGUCCUCCUAUGUGUACAUGAACUCUGAUAACGGCAGUAUCUACAGCAUGCACUCGUUUGACUAUGAGAAACUGAAGGUGUUUCAGAUUCUGGUGCAGGCAAAGGACCACGGCUCUCCCUCUCUGAGCAGCAUCGCUACUGUCCAUGUUUUUAUCUUGGACCAGAACGACAAUGCCCCCGCUGUUAUUUACCCCUCCCCUGCCCUGGGCUCGCUCUCUCACCAGAAGAUGCCUCGCCCCGCUAAAGCAGGCCACCUGGUUACUAAGGUAACGGCCGUGGACGCAGACUCGGGCCAUAAUGCCUGGAUCUCAUAUAAGCUGGCUGAGGCCACAGACGCGUCUCUGUUCAGUGUCAAUCUUUACACAGGGGAGGUGAGGACUAAACGUGCCGUGUCCGAACAGGACGACUCCUCUCAGAGACUGCUUAUAGAGAUACAGGACGACGGGGAGCCGGUCCAGUCCGCCACGGUUACAGUGACCAUACUGGUAGAUGACGGGCUCCACGAACCCAUCUUGGACCUCCGGCAGAAAAUGCCAGAGCCCAGGAAGAAAAGCGGGAGAAUUACCCUGUAUUUGAUCCUCUCUCUGGCCUCGGUAUCCGUGCUGUCUUUGGUGACUUUUAUCAUCUUAGCGGUCAAGUGCGUUAGAAACAGCAGGAGCAGCGGUAGUUGCUGCAUGAGACGGGAGGACUUUGACGGCUACAAGAACCCCAACAGAAACCUGCAGAUCCAGCUCAACACUGACGGGCCUAUUAAGUACGUGGAGGUCCUGGGAGGGGACAUGUUGUCUCAGAGUCAGUCCUUCAGGUCCUGUCUCUCUCCCAUGUCAGAGUUCAGUGAUUUCACCUUCGUUAAGCCCAGCAGCACCACUGACUUUAAGGAGAUGAUCAACGUCCUAGACGCGUCUUUACCUGACAGCGCCUGGACCUUUGAGAGCCAGCAGGUGAGAAUUGACGUAAGCCGAUAG